Molecule: messenger RNA, 1273 nt
Organism: Cavia porcellus (domestic guinea pig)
Lineage: Eukaryota; Metazoa; Chordata; Mammalia; Rodentia; Caviidae
Gene: Tmem139
Product: transmembrane protein 139
Exons: 3
Coding region: 502-1269 (255 amino acids)
Source: RefSeq, a predicted model, not a curated record
AAAUCCAGGUGGGGCAGUAGGAGGAGGCCACCCUGGAGCAGGACUGUGAGGAGGAAGACUGGGCAGAACAGGGAUUGGCCCAGGAAGGGUUGAGGCCAGUGGGCUCCGCCUCCUUCUCUGCCUUCCCCGCCUCUGUCACCAAGCUCCGGUGACUGCUUUGUAAGAUUUGCGAACCAGGUGAGCAGGAAUUCCUGUGACCCCAGCCACCAGCCCGGAAAAAGGUAGUGGGAGUAGAACUGGGUGCCAGCAGUUGAGGGAACUCACAUUCUGGCUUCAGAUUUGGCCUGCCUUGAAGCUGUUGCCAUUUCUGAAAAGGCCUUCCCUGUCCACUAGCCUCCCAGCAGCUGUGCUGACUGACUCCUAGCCCCAAACUGGAAAUCUGAAGGAAUUAAGAGCAGCGGGGAGGAGGUAUGUCUGGCAGAUGUAGGGUGUAGAAAAGGACAGCGGUGACAAGGACCAGGCUUUUGUAAAACCGUGUACAAGAAGCUGUGUCCUUAUAGUAUGGUUGAGUCAAUGCGCAAUUUCUCCCUCCAACCAGAGCAUGGACUGACUGUGGGGGAAUCAGAAGACUGGGCACACAGGCGGUGUCUUUUUGCAGGUGCCCUGGGAGGGGCCAUGGUGCCAAGCCAGUUGUGGGGGAUACUGAAGAAGCCAUUUCUUUUCCUGAGCAGCGCUUUCCUCCUCCUGGGCCUGACUUUGCUGAGCGUACAGCCAAACCUCACCCAUGUUGCUUAUAUCUUUCUCAUUUUGGCUGGUGUUCUCUUGUUUGGGUGCCUCCUGACUGCUUAUCUGGAAUGGCACCUCCAAUCAAUGCAGAGAUCAAGACAGUCAAUGCAGACUGAGAGCCAAGAGACCACAGGCAGAGGACGAGACAAUGAAGCUUUUGAGGUACCAACCUAUGAAGAAGCAGUAGUGACUUCAGAGUCACAGAACCACCCACAAGAAGUGGAUCAGCCACCCUCUUACUGCAGUGUUGUAAUCGCCCCAAGACCUGAGGGGGAACAGGCUCCCCAACUAGAGAGACCCAGGACAGGCAGACUGGAAAAUCGUGUGGGCUCCGAGGGGUCCAUUUCUCUGGGAGGAAACCAUGCAAGACCCCUUGUCAGCCUCCGGCUUCGGGGACCACGUGUUGUAUCCACUGCUCCUGAUCUGCAGAGCUUGAGGGAGACCCCCAAAUUGGAGCCCCUUACUCCACCCCCAGCCUAUGAGGACUGUUUUGCACAGCCAGAUGAUAACGUUUUCUAUGAAGACAACUGGACACACUCUUAGGCAA